Pipistrellus nathusii (Nathusius's pipistrelle) is the source of this 640-nucleotide messenger RNA. Lineage: Eukaryota; Metazoa; Chordata; Mammalia; Chiroptera; Vespertilionidae. The record is from the annotation of a GenBank genome assembly.
AUGGAGUCCCCCUCAGCCCCUGCUCACAGACGGUGCGUCCCCUGGCAGGGGCUCCUGCUGGCCGCCUCACUCCUAACCUUCUGGAGCCUGCCCUCCACUGCCCAGCUCACUAUUGAAUCAGUGCCGCCCAAUGCUGCCGAAGGGAAGGAAGUGCUUCUCCGUGUCGAUAAUCUGCCUGGGUUUCUUGGAGGCUAUGUCUGGUUCAAAGGGCAAAGUGUGGACAGCAACCAUCAAAUUGCAUCAUAUGUAAUAGAUGCUCAAGAAAUACACCCAGGACCUGCAUACAGCCAACGAGAGACAAUAUACCCCAAUGGAUCCCUGCUGUUGAAGAAGGCCACCCUGAAGGACACAGGAUACUACACUCUACUAGCCAUAAAAGGAAAUUUUCAAGGUGAAAUAGUAACUGGACAGCUCCACAUAUACCAUGAUCCAACACUACCAAGUCCUGGCCUCUUGGAUGGGGCUAUUGUUGGCAUCGUGAUUGGCAUCCUGGCUGGCGUAGCUCUGAUAGCAGCCCUGGUGUGCUUCCUGUAUAUCAGAAAGACUAGAGGGGCCAAUGACCUGCAUGGCCUCCAAGAGCACCCACCUCCACCGGCCACCACUGGACAGGGUCCCACUGGAACCUCUGCCUUCCUGCUAA